Molecule: messenger RNA, 1764 nt
Organism: Medioppia subpectinata
Lineage: Eukaryota; Metazoa; Arthropoda; Arachnida; Sarcoptiformes; Oppiidae
Source: the annotation of a GenBank genome assembly
GACUUUUGGUGUGCAUUAGUUGUGAUGAAUUGGUGCCAAAAAUACAGCAUAACAUCACAAGUCAGCCCAUUGUGUGACUCCAUCGCAAUCACCCUGUAUAGGCUUAGGAAAGAGGCGGAGAAGAAGUGGUGGCCAUUGUCUGCGCGAAACUGAUCCCAUCAUGUAUUGGACGACACACCUGGAGGGCGGACCGAAGCGCGUGAAUCACGCGGCCGUAUCUGUGGGUCGGUUUGUGUACUCAUUUGGCGGUUACUGUACGGGCGAUAACUACGGCCUCUUGAAGCCCAUCGACUGUCAUAUUCUGGACACAGAAACACUCCGCUGGACGCUAAACGUGAACGACAACUCCAAGUUCUUCGACCGGUUGAUCCGUACGGACUCAGACCUGCCGUUUCAACGGUACGGCCAUUCGGUUGUGGCGAACGGGGAUCUGGUGUACCUCUGGGGCGGCCGUAACGAUGUGUACGCGGAUCACACGCUAUACUGUUUUGACACGAAUACCGGCGAGUGGUUGGAGAGACCGAAAGUGACGGGAAGUAUUCCCGGCGCUCGCGAUGGACACACAGCCGUCGCCAUCAACAACAAGAUGUAUAUCUUCGGCGGCUAUGAGGAGCUGACGGAACGCUUUUCCAAUGAUAUCUAUUGUCUGGAUUUGACGACAUAUGUCUGGACAUAUGUGAACGCCUCGGGAACUCCUCCCUCGUGGCGGGACUUCCAUUCGGCCGUCGCCUACGAGGACAAGAUGUUUGUGUUCGGCGGCCGCAGCGACCGCUCGGGUCCGAGUCAUUCACAGCAAGAGAUUUACUGCAAUGUCAUAAUGUAUUUCAAUACGACAACCAAUAAUUGGGUUAAACCCGAAACACACGGCCUCCGACCCAACGGACGGCGGAGUCACUCAUCGUUUGUCUAUAACGACAACAUCUAUGUGUUCGGCGGUAUUCACUCAUCGUUUGUCUAUAACGACAACAUCUAUGUGUUCGGCGGCUAUAAUGGCGUCGAACGCAUUCAUUACAACGAUCUCUACAAAUACGACCCAAAGACACUUCUCUGGUCACUCGUGGAAGUGCACGGCCGACGGCGACCGUGCGCUCGACGGCGACAGUGUUGCUGUGUUGUCGGCGAUAAACUCUAUUUGUUUGGCGGCACGAGUCCGUUUAUUCUUCAGCACCACUCCAUUGAAAGUUUAUCUCCGGCUGCACUCGAAUACUAUUCGCAAAUAGAUUUGGGACUUCGGGAUCACUCGGACCUCUAUAUCCUAGACUUCAAGCCCUCACUGAAAACGCUGAGCAUUUUGGUGGCCAUCGAGAAGGACCUGAAUAAGACGGUUCUGCCGAAGAAUAUACAGAUGGAGAUUGAUUUGAUGACACGCGACAACUCCAUCACCAGAAUCUCACCCAACGUGGGCUGAGUUUCACUUCCCAGUGACAGAGCACCGGCCGCUCAGUUACCGCAAACUCCCGGCGCUUAUAUACUGUAUAUGUUCUGCAAAAAGUGUAUUUUUCUCGACUCCAUUAAUUGACUUAUUAACUGAUUAUUAAGUUUUUAAUUUAAAUUAUUUAUUUUGUGAAUUGAGUUAUAUUUUGAGACAACAAUUAUUGAUUGUUUUCUCUUUUUUUGUGUAUUUUAUGUUUUUAUUGAACUUUUACUUGUAUUUAAACUGAUUUUGACGUGAUUUCAAAAAUCCACUUUUUUUUGUUUCGUGUCUUUUUAAUUAAUAUUAAAAACAAAAAAUUAUAUUUUGGGACAAAACAUAUGCCAAACAAC